GACAUUGACAGUUUAAAAAAGUAUGGACGCAAAGCAUGACAGCAUCGGAAUAAAAAUAAUUGAAAGUUGAAACUUGAAAAUAAACGGUUAUGAUCUUGUUUAAUGUAUACUUUUGACAGGAAUUUCGAAUUUGAACAAAAUAUGAAUUUUUCGAGCUUUUCAUCGAGUCCUCCAGCAAUUAGCAACGUGCAAUCAGUUAGGCGCGUUAAAACAUUUGUAUUACCAGACAAAUGUUUAGAAAAGCGUGUAGGCUGCGCUUGGAGACGUGGCAAUCAAUUUGCUAUAUAUCCUCGAAGCCAAAAUGUGAACAAAACUACAUUAGAAACAGCGACCAAAACUGACGACAAAAUUUUGAACGUUCGUCAAGAUGUAGUUCUUUUUACGCCAAUUUUACGUAAGUUAGUCAACGAAGCCAACGGAACAUUCUUAUCUGUACAAAAACUGGUCGAAAUAUCAAAAAGUUCAGACAAUCAGGUUGAGUUUCUGAAACUUUCCCGCCAAUAUCGUUCCAUCAUAAGAGUGUGCAUAGAAAGUCUCCAAGAAGCAGCAGAAAAGGAAACAGAUGGCCUACAUAAAAACACAUUGGUUUCAUACAUAACAAUUUUUUAUUCCAUUGAAUGUAUAUGGCAUCUAUGUGAAAUAUUAUACAUAGAUAUCAUUCCUGGAGAAGUAGUAUUACCGUUUUUAUUGGAAUGGGUACGAUUCCAUUUCCCUUGUCACGAGCAGACAGCUGCACAAUUGCUUGAAGCAUGUGAACGAGGUUCGGAAGACCACCCUGAGUACUGGGAUACAGUAGUUGGUAUGGUUGUGCAGGGUAGAGUGGAUGUAGCCAGAGCAUUACUUAAACUACAUUCUGCAGCUGAUUCUAAUGAGUUUAAGCUCGUGGACAAUUCAUUGCGAAGUAUGCCAGUUUACAGUGUAUAUGGUGGAAUGUCAACAGGCGAGUUCACAAUAACAUGGAAACACUGGCAAGCAGAAUGCCGGUCGAAGCUGAGCAGCAGGGUACUUGCACAACAGCCACAGCUUGAGCUCAUCAUGAGACUAAUGGUCGGCGAAUACUCGGCGUUCGAGUCGAUCCGACCGAAGUACAGCUCGUGGUUCGACGUGCUGGGGGGCUGGGUGCUGUUCACGGCGCCGUGGGUGCGGCGGCGCGAGCUGGGCGCGGCGGGCGCGGCGUGCGCCGGGCUGGCGCCGGCCGCGCGCUCGCACCUCGACGUCAUGGUGCGCGCGCUGCUGGAGGGGGACCUGCAUCAGGUGAUCCAUGAAAUUCAGCAAAUAUCCGACAAUGGUUGGUUUGCAUCUCAUUUAACAGACAUCCUGUAUCACUGUGGCAAAUUGCAAAUAUUAGACCAUCAAACUGACGUCACGAACCGUCUACGCGACAGUCUCAUCCUAGAAUACGGGUCACUUUUACUGGAACAUAAAUCCCUGUGGUCCGUCGGCCUGUCGUAUCUCGCCUCGUGCUCCCCCGAAGGCCUGAAACGAGCCGAAUUGCUGCUGGAACGAAUGCCAAUAGAGACCGAGGCUAAAGCCAUGAGAGUUAUGGCCGAGGCGAAAAAGUACGGACUACUCAGUGUCGCGCAGAGCAUCCCGGCGUGCGUGGGCGCGCGGCGGCUGGCGGCGCGCGGCGCGGCGGGCGCGGGCGCGGCGCUGGCGUGGGGCGCGCGCGCGCGCUGCGCGGCGCUGUGCUCGCGCGCGGCGCACGCGGCCCUGCGCGCCUACUGCGACGCGCGCCCGCUGCCCGCCGCCGACCUGCUGCUGUCCGCCGGCGCCACGCUGCUCAUCGACGACACGCUGCUGCUGCUCGGAAAAUAUUGUGACUUUCAUAGACUAUAUAAGAACAGAGAAUUCAGGAAGGCAGCAAAACUUCUAAUUUCUUUGAUAACUUCCAAUAUUUCACCUGAAUACUUCUGGCCUACUCUACUCUUGGACACUCUACCCCUGCUAGAAACAGAUGAACCAGUUUUAUCAUCAGAUGACACCUAUGAGAUUAUGCUGUGUCUCGAAUUGAGGUCCACUUGCCUUAGUAGUGAGAAAGCCGACUUACUCCGGUUGGCCCUGGCUAGAAACCUUGCACGGACUGCACUUAUUGAUGUUGAUGAUGAAUAAUGCUUAUUGAAAAGUGUACGAGUAUUUUUUGCAAGCUGGAUAAUUAUUUUAGAAUGUGUAUAUUAUUGAGAAGGAAGUGUUUGUUUGAAAUUGUAAUGAGGAUAAUUUUGAAUGUUUUUUUUAAGUAUUACAUUGAUUGAUGUUCACUCAAACAACCUUAGAGGGUAUGUCAGGUUAAAUGGAUUCUGUGAUAGCUCCACCAGAAUUGUCCUUGCUGCUUAUGAAGAUUGUGUUUGGUGUAUAAAUUAAAAAAAAAUGUUGACAAAUUCGAUUGAUUAAUGAUUGUAUUUUCGUGCCUUUUUCCGUGUCUAAUUUUCCCAGUCAUGAUUGUAAGUUUUUUUCAAUGUACUUCACAUUUCUAUUCAAAUAAAAUAACUUUGUUUUAUGUAUAUUACAUGAAUUCCAAAUGUACAAAAUUGUCGAAAUAAAUAUUAACAUAUUAUAAAGCAAUUGUUAAUAUGUAAAGUAAAAUUAUAAGUGCUCCAUUCGAUUAAUAAUCUGGAAAUUAAAUAAGUAAUGAAAACCAAAAGUGCUCAAACACUUUCAAUAUAAUUUGAGUAUAUUUGGGUUCAUAAUACCAUUGAUAUCUUUAUUUAAAUAUUUUAUGUAAAUGUUUUGUAGGCAAUUGCGAAGAUUUGACGUGUACAUGCUGAAAAAUCUGGGUUGUGUCAUUUGUGGCCAUUCACUACUUUGUUU
Vanessa tameamea is the source of this 2805-nucleotide messenger RNA. RefSeq names its product nuclear pore complex protein Nup85 (gene Nup75). The record is from RefSeq and is a predicted model, not a curated record. Gene Ontology annotation, biological process: positive regulation of DNA-templated transcription; mRNA export from nucleus; protein import into nucleus. Gene Ontology annotation, cellular component: nuclear pore outer ring. The transcript has 9 exons. The coding region runs from base 103 to 2109 and encodes 668 amino acids. Gene Ontology annotation, molecular function: structural constituent of nuclear pore. Lineage: Eukaryota; Metazoa; Arthropoda; Insecta; Lepidoptera; Nymphalidae.